CGGACAAAGACAGUGUGACUGAGUGUGGGAGAGGAAUGGCGCCGGCGGCUGAAGGAACAAGAACAGAAACCGCUGGAAAAGCUGAGCAGGUCCGGCAGCUCGUGUUGAGAGAAAUGUGAGGACGUGUUUCGGGUCCGGGGAUCCUUCUUCAGAACAGGACCAGGUUUCAGAAACAUCCCGGGGAGGUCGCCAGGUCCGAGCGCCAAGACCCGGCUCCUGCCCCCGGGGAGAGGAGACAGUGAGACAGGAGUAUUAGAAGAUCUGAAGAUGGAAAUUUCAAAAUCGACAGAUGAAGGCCUUAUGCCCGAAGCAUUGACGCUUCUGCUCCUUGGAUGCUGCCUGACCUACAGUGCUUUUCCAGCGUCACACUUUUGAACUCUUAACUCUCCAGUAACUGCAAUCCUCACUUUCACAUAAAUGUCUGACAGUAACACUGGGAUAUCGGGACUGCAACGAUUUUUGACUGUGAUUCUGUGAGAGGAGCAAAGCAUUUGCUUCCUGCUCAAGUACAUUUUCGGAAUCUGUGGUACUGGAUGAGAGACCCUACGUUGCAGCGCAGUGAGAGUGGAGCCUGAAACAGUUAUACGGCCUGGAAAGACAAAUUCACGGCAGGGUGGGGCUGUACCCACGUUUGUGUGCGGCUGAAGUUUCGGCCAUGGAGAAACCUGAGGAAUCCCGCUCUGUGAAGAAACCGUGGAAGUGUGGCGACUGUGGGAAAGGCUUCUGUGCCCUGUCUGCUCUGGAGACUCAUCGACGCAGUCACACCGGUGAGAGGCCCUUCAGCUGCCCCGAGUGCAGGAAGGGCUUCACCCAGGCAUCUGCCCUGCUGACCCACCGGCGGAUCCACACGGGGGAGAGGCCUUUCAGCUGCCCUGAGUGUGGGAAGGUCUUCAGCAAUUCCUUUGCCCUGCUGAGGCACCAGCGAAUCCACAAGGGGGAGAGACCACUCUCCUGCCCCGACUGCGGGAAGGCCUUCAGUGAUUCCUCCCACCUUCUGACACACCGGCAGGUCCACACAGGGGAAAGGCCCUUCAGUUGCUCCGAGUGCAGGAAGGCCUUUACCCAGGCCUCUGCCCUGCUGAUCCACCAGCGGCUCCACACAGGGGAGCGGCCCUUCAGCUGCCCAGAGUGCGGUAAAGGCUUCAGCGAUUCCUCCACCCUGCAGACCCACCAGCGGGUCCACACGGGGGAGAGGCCCUUCAGCUGUUGUGAAUGUGGGAAGUGCUUUACCCAGGCCUCUGCCCGGCUGAGACACCAGCGGUCCCACACCGGGGAGAGGCCCUUCAGGUGCCCCGAGUGCGGGAAGGGCUUUGCCCGGGCCUCCAACCUCCAGACACACCAGCGGAUCCACACGGGGGAGAGGCCCUUUAGUUGUCCCGAGUGCGGGAAGUGCUUUACCCAGGCCAUCACACUUCAGAAACACCAGCAGGUCCACAUGGGGGAGAGGCCCUUCAGUUGCCCCAGGUGCAGUAAGGUGUUCACCUGCUCCUCCCAGCUGCAGAGGCACCAGCAAGUUCACGUGCCAUAGCAGGGCAUUGAAGGAGUGAUAGCUGAGUGCCAUUAUCGACUGGAGUAUUAACCCAGUUCCGGGGUCUCCUGGGUUUGAAUCCUGCCCUGGCAGAUGGUGAAAUUGGAAUUCAGUCAGUAAUCUAGAGUUCCAAGUCUAACGAUGAAGCCAUU
Molecule: messenger RNA, 1680 nt
Organism: Hemiscyllium ocellatum (epaulette shark)
Lineage: Eukaryota; Metazoa; Chordata; Chondrichthyes; Orectolobiformes; Hemiscylliidae
Product: zinc finger protein 572-like
Exons: 2
Coding region: 656-1528 (290 amino acids)
Biological process (GO): negative regulation of transcription by RNA polymerase II
Molecular function (GO): DNA-binding transcription repressor activity, RNA polymerase II-specific
Source: RefSeq, a predicted model, not a curated record